AUGGCGUCUCUAAUGGCGAUUCGCAGAGGCACUCUCACUUCUUCAUUCAAGGUAACUUGUAUACGCUCUUCUCAUUCCAUUUUCAUCCGCAACUCCCUCAAAACCCUCUCUACAUCGACCGCCCCAAACAGCUUCGAUUCACCCCCGAAUGAUCAAAUAAACACUAAUCCAUGGAACCUACAACACAAUCAUCAACAAGGGAACCUCAAUCAAUGGGAUAAUGGGAAUCAGAGGUAUCCGAAUCAACCAAAUCCUGCGCAGCAGAACUUCUAUCCGGAGAACCCUAAUCAGCGUCAGAAUUAUCCUCCAAAUGUCGGGCAGAAAAAUUAUCACCAGGAGUACCCUAAUCAGCGCCAGAAUUACCCACCGGUUGCGGGGCAGCAAAAUUUUAACCAGGAGAACCCUUAUCAACGUCAAAAUUAUCCCUCAAAUGAUGGGAGACAAAGCUUUUACCAGACGAACACCAAUCAACGUCAGAAUUAUCCUCCACAGCCCCCAAUUCAGAGUCAGAAUUAUCCUCCACAACCCCCAAUUCAGAGACAGAAUUUCCAACAACAUCAACCGUCUAAUUACUCGCCCCAAAAGCCUAAUCCUAGCGAAACCCAUAUACCACGAAGCCCUAUUGCUAAGAAUAAUGAUCAAGUACAGAGAGCUAGUAGUCAUGCUUCCGGUGCGAAAGUUGAUUUGUUAAAGAUAUGCAGAGAGGGAAAGCUUAAGGAAGCCAUUGAACUAAUGGACGAGGGUCAACUUGCAGAUGCUGAGUGCUUUAAUGCUCUAUUUGCGUUAUGUGGGAAAUUCAACAAGCUUGAGGAUGCUAAAAAAGUCCAUGAUUACUUCUUGAGAUCGAGUUACAGAGGUGAAAUCCAAUUGACUCACAAAGUAAUCGACAUGUACAGCAAGUGUGGAAGCAUGGUGGAUGCACGCCGAGUGUUUGAUCAUAUGUCUGACAAAACCAUGGACACUUGGCAUCUGAUCAUAAACGGGUACGCCUCAAAUGGAUUAGGAGAUGAUGGAUUAGAAAUGUUUGAACAGAUGAGAAACCAUGGAUUACAACCAAACGAAGAAACCUUCCUUGCUGUUCUUGAAUCUUGUGCAGGUGCUGAAGCCAUUGAAGAAGGAUUCAUACACUUUGAAUCAAUGCAAAAAGAAUACGGAAUUUCCCCCAAAAUCGAACAUUAUUUAGGGGUUUUAGCCAUUUUUGGGAAAUCUGGACACCUUGAUCAAGCUUUGGAUUACAUCCAGACAUUACCAUUUGAACCCACAUCAGAAAUCUGGGAAGCUGUAAUGAACUAUGCUCGAAUCCAUGGAGAUAUUGAUCUUGAAGACAGAGCUGAAGAGAUAUUAAUCAAUCUUGAUCCAUCAAAGAUUGACCCCAAAAAGAUUCCAACACCACUUCCGAAGAAAUUUUCUGCCAUUAACAUGCUUGAAGGUAAGAACAGGGUGGGUGAGUUUAGAAACCCUAGUUUAUACAAAGAUGAAGAAAAGUUUAGGGCUGCAAAUAAAGAACAGAGUUAUGUUCCAGAUACCAGGUAUGUUCUUCAUGAUAUUGAUCAAGAAGCUAAAGAACAGGCUUUACUUUAUCAUAGUGAAAGAUUGGCAAUUGCUUAUGGAUUAAUUUCUACUCCUGCAAGAACACCUCUAAGGAUUAUAAAGAAUCUUCGUGUUUGUGGUGAUUGUCAUAAUGCUAUCAAGAUUAUGUCGAGGAUUGUGGGGAGGGAAUUGAUUGUUAGAGAUAAUAAAAGGUUUCAUCAUUUUAAAGAAGGGAAGUGUUCUUGUGGGGAUUAUUGGUAG
Messenger RNA from Lactuca saligna, 1791 nucleotides. The record is from the annotation of a GenBank genome assembly. NCBI's taxonomy places the organism in Eukaryota, Viridiplantae, Streptophyta, Magnoliopsida, Asterales, Asteraceae.